CUUCAGUGAUAGAGUAAAGCUUACUUCCCAUCAAAGUAUUCACACGGAGAAAACAUAUAAAUGCUUCCUGAGUGGAAAAGUCUUCAGUCAAGUAGAUGUCUUACUUCCCUCCAAAGAAUUCACACAGGGGACAAACCAUACAAAUGAUUGUAGUGCGAAAAAGCCUUCAGUCACAGCCCAUCUUACUUUAUUUACAUCAGAGAAUUUGCACAACCUUACUUUCUGUCAAAAAAUGUAUACCGGGCAGAACCCAUAUAAAUGCUUAGAGUGCGGAAAAGACUUCAGUCAGAGAGAAAAUCUUACUUCCCAUCAAAGAAUUCACACAGGAGAGAAACCAUACAAAUGCCAGGAGUGUGGAAAAGCCUUCAGUCAGAAAGUACAUCUUACUACCCAUCAAAGAAUUCACACAGGGGAGAAACCAUACAAAUGCCUGGAAUGUGGAAAAAGCUUCAGUGACAGCUCAAGUCUUCCUGCACAUCAGAGAAUUCACACAGGGGAGAAACCUUACAAAUGCCUGGAGUGUGGAAAAGACUUCAGGCUGAGUGGAAGCCUUAUAUCCCAUCAAACAAUUCAUAUAGAUCAGAAACUAUAUAAAUGUCUGGAGUGUGGAAAAAACUUCAAGCAGAGAGCACAUCUUACUAUCCAUCAAAGAAUUCACACAGGGGAGAAACCAUACAAAUGCCUGGAAUGCGGAAAAAACUUCAGUCAGAGCUCAAGUCUUACUACACAUCAGAGAGUUCACACAGAGGAGAAACCAUACAAAUGCCUGGAGUGUGGAAAAGACUUUGGUAAGAGAACAAGUCUUACUUCCCAUCAAAGAAGUCACACUGGGGAGAAACCAUAUAAAUGUCAGGUGUGUGGAGAAAACUUCAAGCAGAGAGCACAUCUUACUUCCCAUCAAAGAAUUCACACAGGGGAGAAACCAUACAAAUGCCAGGAGUGUGGAAAAGGAUUCAAUAGGAGUGAGAACCUUACUUCCCAUCAAAGAAUUCACACUGGGGAGAAACCAUAUAAAUGUAUGACGUGUGGAAAAGGCUUUGGUCAGAGAACAAAUCUUACUUCCCAUCAAAGAAGUCACACUGGGGAGAAACCAUACAAAUGCCUGGAGUGUGGAAAAGCCUUCGGUCACAGCGCAAGUCUUACUUCACAUCAGAGAAUUCACACAGGGGAGAAACCAUACAAAUGCCUGAAGUGUGGGAAAGACUUUAUUACAAGUGGAAAACUUACUUCCCAUCAAAGAAUUCACACAGGGCAGAAACCAUAUAAAUGCCAGGAGUGUGGAAAAGACUUUCAUGACAAAUCAGGACUUACUUCCCAUCAACGAAAUCACACAGGGGAGAAACCGUACAAAUGCCAGGAGUGUGGAGUAGCCUUCAAGCACAGUGCCAGCCUCAAUUCCCAUCAAAGACGUCACAUGGGGGAGAAACCAUAUCAAUGCCUGGAAUGUGGGAAAGCAUUCAGUAGGAGUGACAGCCUUAUUUCCCAUCAAAGAAUGCACACAGGGGAGAAACCAUACAAAUGCCAGGAGUGUGGAAAAGCCUUCAGUCAGAGCACAACUCUUACUUCACAUCAGAGAGUUCACACAGGGGAGAAACCAUACAAAUGCCAGGAGUGUGGAAAAGGCUUCAGUCAGAGCACAACUCUUACUUCACAUCAGAGAGUUCACACAGGGGAGAAACCAUACAAAUGCCUGGAGUGUGGGAAAGGCUUCAGUCACAGCACAGUUCUUACUAGACACCAGAGGAUUCACACGGGGGAGAAACCAUACAAAUGCCUGGAGUGUGGAAAAGACUUUAUUCAACGUGGAAACCUUACUUUCCAUCAAAAAAAUCACACAGGGCAGAAACCAUAUAAAUGCCAGGAGUGUGGAAAAGACUUUAGUCACAGAUCACAGCUUACUUCCCAUCAAAUAAUUCACACAGGGGAGAAACCGUACAAAUGCCUGGAGUGUGGAGUAGCCUUCAACCACAGUGCCAGUCUCACUUCCCAUCAAAGAAUUCAUGCAGGGGAGAAAUCAUAGAAAUGCCUGGGGUGUGGAAAAAGUUUCAGCUGGCUUCCCACCUUACUUAUCAUCAAAGAAACAAUGUGGGAGAAAUCAUUGCAAA
Molecule: messenger RNA, 2105 nt
Organism: Sphaerodactylus townsendi
Lineage: Eukaryota; Metazoa; Chordata; Lepidosauria; Squamata; Sphaerodactylidae
Product: zinc finger protein 91-like
Exons: 5
Coding region: 233-2020 (595 amino acids)
Source: RefSeq, a predicted model, not a curated record